UACGAGGAAGGGACAAAACCGUCAAAAAGAGAAUAACUCCCGCACUGUCGAAUGUCGAAACCGUUGGGAGGGAAAACGGAAACUGUUGUCGCUUCUCCAAAAACAGCCCAACUCUCGAAUCAGCAUCAUCCUCCUACAGUCGUACUGAGAAUUGAGAACACACAAAGAGGGAGACACAAACACAAACACAUACACAAAAGGGUUUCAAAGAGUGAGUUUUUUUUUUGUCGACUAUGAUCCAAUGGACGAAGCAGCUGAAUGCUGCAUUUGGGGCCUCGUUUCUUUGGCUGAUUUGCAUGAUUUACUUCACCCAGGGUUUUAGGUCUUUUGUAUGGACAUCGAUUUCCUACCAGCUUAAAGAUAAUCUUAAGUUGUCACCCUCAGCUUCCCAAUUUGUGUUUUCAGUAGCAUUUUUCCCAUGGAGCAUUAAACCAUUAUACGGAAUACUUUCUGAUUGUAUUCCAAUUAAAGGAAGAAAACGGAUUCCCUACUUAGUGAUUGCAACUGUGCUCUCCCUAGUGCCAUGGUUUAUUUUAGGCUUAUCUUCAACUUUGAGGGAUUCAACAUGGCACCUCAUGGUAUUGUUGACUGCACAAAACUUGGGCUCAGCAAUGGCAGAUGUUGUUGUUGAUGCAAUGAUAGCUGAGGCAGUAAGAUAUGAACGGGCAUCAUUUGCAGGAGAUCUCCAGUCAAUAUCUUGGUCUUCUAUGGCUUUGGGAGGAAUAUGUGGGAGUUUGUUAGGGGGAUACGCAUUAUCCAUUUUACGGAUAGAUACUAUUUUUCUUCUGUUUUGUGUACUACCAUGCAUACAGUUAUUAUCAUGCUGUUUUGUGGAGGAGAACUCUGAAAAUAGCAAAGCUGAACCAGAGAAUUCAAUUGUAAGGGAUUCACAUAUGAAUGGUAGUACCCUAGAUGAAGAUAGUCCUUUAACCAAAAAGUCCCACAGCAGCACAAGAAGAAGAAAGAAGGGCAAAAAAAAUGCAAAAGGUAGAGCAGUAAAUAGCAGCAAAUCAAAGAUUUAUAAGAAAGGAGACUCCCUGGCAUUAAAGUGGUUCCAUUCUUUGAAAGAAGCAAUUUAUGAUUUAUGCCGUGCAUUUAGACAGCCAAUGAUUUGGAGACCUAUGUCUUGGUUUUUCCUUGCCCACGUUACGAUUCCGAAUCUUUCAACCGUCAUCUUCUACUACGAAACCGAGGUUUUAAAGCUAGAAGCAUCUUUCCUUGGGACUUCACGGGUUGUUGGUUGGUUGGGACUUAUGCUGGGCACCUUCAUUUAUAAUCGUCACCUAAAGUAUAUGACCCUACGAAAAAUCCUCAUGUGUGCCCAUAUUGGUUUGGCCUUCUUGAAUCUUCUGCAGAUUGCUGUAGUGUCAAGGAAAAAUAUUGCCUUUGGCAUCUCAGACAAGAUUAUGGUCCUUUUUGGCUCGGCUCUUGCUGAUGGAAUCAAUCAAUUCAAGUUUAUGCCUUUCCUGAUCUUAUCUGGACAACUUUGUCCUCCAGGAAUUGAAGGGACUUUAUUUGCACUUUUCAUGUCAAUCAACAACUUGGGAUCCACAGUGGGGUCUUUUGUGGGUGCUGGCUUGGCUUCUAUAUUGAACAUUGAUUCAGGAUCAUUUGACAAUCUUCUCUUGGGCAUCAUUGUUCAUGCCUUGUGCAAUUUCAUCCCAAUUGCUUUUCUGUUUCUGAUACCAAAGGAAGCUACAGGUUCAUCAACAUAGAUUAUGACUACUACACAGGGAUUGGCUUUGCUUCAUUAGGUUCUUCUAGGCCUACCAUAGUUGUAAUUUUACACUUGUAGACGGGAAUAUUUUGGAGCAAAUGAGGAACAUAUUAAUCUGAUUUAUACGAACUCGGAUCAUAGUAAUUGUAUAUACUAUUGUACUGACAAUUUUGGUCAGCAAGUCUAUUUUCUUGCAUGAAAAAUUUGACAGGUGGUUGACACACAUCUUCGUUAA
Molecule: messenger RNA, 1952 nt
Organism: Glycine soja
Lineage: Eukaryota; Viridiplantae; Streptophyta; Magnoliopsida; Fabales; Fabaceae
Product: probable folate-biopterin transporter 4
Exons: 7
Coding region: 234-1715 (493 amino acids)
Cellular component (GO): membrane
Source: RefSeq, a predicted model, not a curated record